This is a messenger RNA of Abrus precatorius (Indian licorice), 1395 nucleotides long. RefSeq names its product putative RING-H2 finger protein ATL21A. Bases 31 to 1170 code for a protein of 379 amino acids. The record is from RefSeq and is a predicted model, not a curated record. The transcript has 2 exons. Gene Ontology annotation, molecular function: polysaccharide binding. NCBI's taxonomy places the organism in Eukaryota, Viridiplantae, Streptophyta, Magnoliopsida, Fabales, Fabaceae.
AAGAUAAAAGUCAACACCAUUUUCCCAAACAUGAUUCUCAUACUCACGCUCUUCUUCCUCCUGAACCCUCCGCUAACACACCUAAUAGUAGUAGCAAACAUAGAAACAUGCUUAGACAGUGUUUGCAAAACGAAGGAACCACUAAUCCGAUUCCCCUUCUACAAAAAGGAAAAGCAAGGAAAGACAUGCGGAUACCCAGGGUUCAGAGUAUCAUGCAGCGAGGAAGGCCAAACACUGCUCAACCUACCUUAUUGGGGAGAACUCAGAAUCCAAGAAAUAAACUACGCCACACAGCAACUAUGGGUUAACGACCCCAACAACUGUCUGCCGAAACGCCUUCUCUCUCUCAACCUUUCUGCCUCUCCAUACGACGCCGUUUACUACCAAAAAUUCACCUUCUUCAACUGCUCCUUCAACCUGGAGUACCUCGUCCAUCGCUACAACCCCAUACCUUGUCUUAGUGAUUCCUCUAAAUAUGCCGUUUUCGCAACACCUUCUCCCACCGUCCACUCGUACUUGUCAUCUGUUUGUGAUUUCGUUGAGACGUUGAAGGUGCCGGUUCAGUCGCCGUUUUACGAUCAUGUUUUGUCGUCUGACCUCAGCGAUGACCUACGUCUGUCGUGGGAUUCGCCGGCGUGUGGGAGGUGCGAGUCCCACGGUGGCCGCUGCGCCUUCAAGACCAACUCCACUUUUGAACUUGACUGUUCCUAUGUCUCUUCAGAAGGGAUUUCACGCGGUGCACGUUACGCCUUGGCCAUAUGCUUAGGGGUACCGGCGUUGCUGUGCUGCAUGGGAAUAUUGAGUUGCAUCUGCAGCAGGUUAAGAGUUGAGACCCAAGGUUGGGCUUGGGGUCAUGAGACGGUGCCGGAUUUUGAGGCUCUAUCUGGGUCACGGCCCACCACCGUCUCAGGCCUUGAUGGGCCUACAAUUGAGUCCUACCCAAAAAUAGUUAUAGGCCAGAGCAAACGCUUACCCAUGCCAGAUGAUAGGACCUGCUCAAUAUGCCUCUCUGAGUAUGUGCCCAAAGAGACAGUGAAAAGCAUACCUGAAUGUGGACAUUGCUUUCAUGCACAAUGCAUCGAUGAAUGGCUUCCACUGAACGCGUCGUGCCCAAUUUGCCGAACUUCUCCCCGAAAGCUACCACAACCCCUUGCACGAUCAUUAUCAUAAUGCUUUAAUUUUUUAUCUCCCAAUUUUAUACACCAAUUACUUGAGUUCAGUCGCUAAUGCUAUUGAAAUAUGCGUACUCUUUUCUUUUUCAGGACAGGCAUAGUUCGUCAAAUACUUCGUUCUCCUGCAUUGUAAUGUGAGACAUAUCUUACAACCCAUAAUGUAAAUUCUUUGCUAAAGUAACCAUUAUGCUUGGUGAGCCUAAAAUGUCUGUAAUGAAUCAAA